GAGCGAUCGAUGCGCAAAAACUGCAGACCGUGCAACAAGCCAGUCAAAAGGACAUUCUGUUCACCGACACGUUAAAAGUCUUGAGCGCUCAUCAACCGAGAAUCAAGAAACAUCUGUGUCGCCGUAACCUAGAUCCCAAAUGUCGGAGUCCACUUUAGAGAAACCUGUACCCCCACCCGGCGACUAGCGGCCCGCGCGAGGCUUCUGUCGUAUUGUGCAGACGAUCAAAUGCAGGCCGCACAUACAACCCGCAUGUCUAACACUGUGAAAUAUUUAAACAUGGAUUCCCUUCUCCAGAUGUGUGUGUGUAUUCUGUUGUUUGGGACCUUUUCGUGUCGGGCCUCCAGUAUACCAAGUUAUGAUGUGAUAAGGAACACCCCUAAAGUAAUCAAGGUCGUUCAGAAUUCUCCCCUGUUACUGAAUUGUACAGACUCCACAACAUGGUGGACGGAAUCCGGGGUCAGGUUCACAUGGUUCAAGAACGGAGAGGUCGUGACCUCGGACAAGAGAGUCACGGUGAGCCAGAACGGAUCUUUAUACAUCCCCAGUACGAAAAAGAAGAAAAGGCGGGGCUGGAACGAUGAAGGACUGUACGAGUGUCACAUGACCGUCUCCAUGGGAACGGUGAUUGGGAGGAGUGUCAAGAUAAAGAUAAUACGAAUAUCAAAGGCAUUUAUCAAAGUUCCCAAGAGUCAGGUGGUGGAUCCGGGAGGGGUGGCCAGAUUUGAGUGUCGGCUUAAAGCCAAACUGCCCACCCAGGUCAGAAAGUACAUCUGGAAUAAGAACAGGAAACAAAUUACCUCCAAUGACAGGUACACAGAGCUACCUACAGGAGUCUUACAGAUAUACGACGUACAGACCUCGGAUCAGGGGUCCUAUUCCUGCUCAGUGUUAAUUACACUGGGGGAAAAAGAUCUACACCUGGCAGUGUUCAAACAUAGCAGAGAGGCAACACUCACAGUACUCAAUGAAACAUCACUGGAAGCAAAAAAAUCUAAAGCCCCAAAGAUAGUGAAUAUUAGUGCCAAAGUCAAUUCUACAGUGGGGAGCUCAGUCAUAUUGGAGUGUCAGGCGGACGGACAUCCUACACCCACCAUAUCAUGGCAGAAAGUCAACAUAGAUGACCAGACAAAAGAGGAACCAGUUGAGGAUGGACUCAGAGUGAGGCGAGUAGGGGUGGGAAACCUUAAGUUUACAACAGUUGUAGAGACAGACGGUGGAUUAUACAGAUGUGUGGCAUCAGCUCCCGGAUUCAACAACAGCACAGCUCUAGUCAAACUCAAUGUCAAUUAUCCCCCGACCCUGGUGAAGACCCCCAGCAGUGGGGACUUUCAUGUGGUCAACAGAAUCAGGUUAUACUGUAGUGCCCAAGGCACACCCACCCCCUCCCUCACCUGGUACCACAAUGGACAGAAACUACAGGAGGACGCGGGGCACAUUGUGUUUCAGGACAGCAAUAGUCAGCUGGUGAUAAUAGAGAGUCGGGUGUCGGAUUCCGGAUUUUAUCAGUGUAUUGCUGAAAAUCCCUACGGAUCUGAAACAGCCACAGCCAGGAUCCAGGUCACACUUGGUGAGAACGCUCCCUCUCCUCCGAGGCUGGUAGAGGCGAGGCCAGUGUCUGAGUCCCAAAUCCUCGUGACCUGGGAGCCCCCGGUCUGCUGUGAUGUGUUUGUGUACACAGUUCACUAUAAUUGGAUCGUCCCUGACACAAAUGAGGAGAGAUCGGAGCAGAUGGUAGACCAGAGUAACCAGUACCUGGUCCAGCAGCUGUUACCAUACACCACUUACCACUUCUUCAUCCGCGCCUACAAUGGCGGCUUCUCCAGCAAGAACUCCGACGUGGUGUCCGCCACCACCUUACAGUCAGUUCCUAGUGCUGCCCCCAGAAUUCAGACCUCAAGUCUAAAAGUGGGAACCAUCACGAUAGAAUGGUCCCCAUUAUUAAAGUCAGAACGGAGAGGGGUGAUCUCAAGAUACAAAAUCUACAGUCAGUUACAUGGAGAAAACUCACAGAAGGUGGAGGAGAUUAACAACAACACACACACUUAUACCAUUAAAGGUCUCCUCCCAGACCGAGUAUACAGUGUGAGGGUGCUGGCGGGGACAGAGGUGGGGUACCCCGUACUGAAGGACGACAGGUGGCCCUGGGUGUCACAGAGGACUCUCUCCAAGGACAGCACCUACCCUGUAAUACCAGCUCCUGAUUUAGAGGUGGUGCCCCUCAACAACUCGGCAGUGUGGAUCUCCUGGGAGGUCAGUAACUCCUCUAUGGAGGUCCUGGGUUACCAGCUCUACAUCAAGAGAAAGAUAGGACCCCCACUGACCAGAAGUUUACAGCUCCCCAGGGAAACCAACUUCACUGUCGUUAACCAUCUCGAGAAUCGUAUUUACUAUGAGGCGGUGCUGGAGGUACAAGGAGAGAAUGAGACUCUGGGUAAGGCCAGUCGACUAUUCCAGGUCCUCAGUCCCCUGCGGUCCCCAGAACCUCCCCCGCCAAUGGAUGUCAGGGUGUUCGCCAAGUCGCCUCAAUCAGUGUCCCUUAACUGGACCCGCCCUCACUGGGAGGCGGGGAUCAGCUACUACACGGUCCGCUACCACAUCAGUAACGACGACCGCAAAAUCAUGUACGAGAGGAGUGAUUCCCAGAACUAUACACUACAGGACCUGACCCCCUACACCACAUACACUGUCUCUGUGAGGUCCCACUCUCCACAGACCACCGGGCCAUUCAGUACCCCCCAGGACAUCACCACUCUAGAAGAUGUUCCCAGCCCCCCAGAGGACGUGACUCUGUACCCCCUGAGUAAGGACGAGGUCCAGCUGAUGUGGAAUCCCCCCAUUAAGAAGAAUGGGGUCAUUGUGUUCUACAUCAUACAGUAUCACCAACGCCAGACUGACCCAGACUUCCUGUGGAGCUCCAUACACAGUAACGGUACAAUGACCCAGGCGGUAGUGAAAGACCUGACCAGCACUGUUUACUUCUUCAAGUUGAGGGCGUGCACCACCGCGGGUCAGGGGCCACCCUCCAAUGUGGUGAAGGUGGUGCUCAGUCCGUGUAGUGUACCAUGUGACGGACAUAACUCCUCCCCUCCUGUCUCCCCCAAAUCUAAGCCCUCAGACAGUUUUCUGAGGGACCAGAGGUUGGGGAUCGUGGUGGGGUGUGCCAUCGGACUGACCAGCAUCAUUGUGUGUAUCCUGGUCAUUGUUCUCAGACAAAGACAUUACGCUAACCUGUACCGCCACUCCACCCAGACCCUCACCGUACCUGACAUCAGGUCACGGUACCAGCAGCAGAGUUACCAGAUCCACGAGGCCCACAGACUGAUAAUGAUAGAGGCACAAAAUAAAGAUGGUGGUAGAGGUGGGGCUGUUUUGACCAGUACUGGGAAACUCCUAGCUUUGACUUCCACAGCCAGACAAACAGACAAAGUCAACUCAGACACAGAACAGGAGCCUGGGGAGCAAGCCUGUCUUCUUUGGAACCAACAGGGACUACAUCAUGCCCACAGUGAUGGAAACCAGUCUCUGUCCAAUGACAGUGGAGCUAGCCUGUCAUGUGACAUAAGGGGUGUGUCUCCAGAAUCCUCCAGUGAAAGACAUGCUGACAGCACCUGGGGCUCAUCACGGGGUAACCAUUAUUUGGGGGAGGCCUCAGGAGGGGCAUCUAAGAGGUCAGUGGGUCGUGACAUCAGUCCUGAUACAGACGUGGGAGAUAAACUCUACAGUGACACCAUGAUGAGUCAGAGUGAUGAACUGCUGAAGAAGAUGAUGCAGGCUACGUCAGCAGACCCUCUAUCACUGAACACAGACAGACUGAGACAGGAUUCAUCAGUGGAACCACUAACACAGAACACAGACAGACUGAGACAGGAUUCAUCAGUGGAACCGCUUACACAGAACACAGACACAUCCUGCACAGCUUCUACUUCAAAUCUGAACACCUCACCAACAGAAGCUGAAUCAACAGAGGAUUACUCAGACUCUAUAAACCAAGGAACUCUUGAAGAGGACAACGUAACACAGUCCUUCAAAUGUGGGUCAAAGUCUGCUGACCAUAGGUCACAGUCCACUGAACAUGUGUCACACUCUGAUGAACAUGUGUAACAGUGGACUGUGCCUGGAACAACUGCUGGUAGAUUUAGAUAUGUUGUCACCAAAAUGUUGGUUGCUGGUAAUGGUUGAAAUAAUUGAAUGAUUCUUUUUAUCCAAUCAAAACAGGCUGUACUAAGCCUUUCUACCUCCACAAAAUACAAGCAGGAUUUUUUAAAAUUUGAUAUAUACAACUAUUUCAGUAGCUUCACAUUUUGCUCUUUUUCUCUUAAAUAGAAGCAUUAGGUUGAACAUGUUGAACAACCUUCAACUCGAGAUUAUUUAGCAAGUUUGUUUUUUAUUUAAUAUGUAAAUGAUUUUUUAUCAAUUCAAGUAAUAAAAGGCUUAAAAUUGAUUAAGAAUUUUUAAAAUAUCUUUUAAAAAAAAACACUUCACAAUGACCUUGAAAUUUUACUUCAUUGGAACUUGAAUUGUUAAUCUUCUGUUCAACUUUUGUAAAUUUUUUAAUAAUUAAUAAUACGUUUUAGAAAGUGGUGACUUUUGAUUUAGGUAAAAAUCCAUGGUUAGAAAAAAAAAUUGUGUAUCAUUAGUAAGGGAAAAAGAAACACAUGUUCAAAUAUUUAAAGAAUAAAUACAACAAGUCUACCUAAGUAAAGUUAAUAUACCUCAAAUUGUCAGGUACGUUUUACCUCAAUAUAUUGUUAUCAUUAAGGCCUUACGUCAGAGCCACAGAUUUCAGUCUUGUCAGCUGAAGCAGCACCUGUCAUUAGCUUUAUCUUUUGUGUAUUAGUACACGCCAAGACUUGUGGUUCUUCUUGACCAACCGCUCGCAUCAUUGCUGUGUAUUUGUAUAUACCUCAUGUUAAAGACUUCUACCCCAGCAUGUAGUUCUAUUCAGGGCCGUAUUUAUUUAUUUUCAUUUCCUUUUUGAAAAAUACCUCUUGAAUCAGUUUUGGAGAGAGAAAAAUGAGAAUAAAAAAUAAGCAGCCAAAAUUUUGUGAAGAUAAUUGCUCCACAUUUUAUGGUUUAUACCUCUCUUGUCUAGUGUAAAACAUAUCAGGGAACUAGAUCUUGUUGAAGCAACAGACUUUGAUCUUGGUGUACAUUUUUACUUUGUGUUGACUUUGCACGGACACUGCAACUUUACUGUACACUGAUACAUAGAGAAGUGUACACACACUCUUGUACAGCCAUAUAUAGUAAUGUACAGUGUAACCUUGUUGUGUAGUGAUCUGGCUCAAUGUUCUGCCUGCCUAACCCAGCUUCUUAGUGUAUUACUGAAUAGUUCUGAACUUAGAAGCAAUUCUUCUGAAUUUUAUUAGGGCACUUAAAUAACUCAUGUAACCUACUGCAAUGUGUUUUUUCUGUUGUUGUUAAAUAGCGCGCUUGAGCUAAAGCUUUUCUGAUCACCUGUUGUCUGGAGGGGCUAGCUAUAUCUCAGUAAAUUUUUCACAUUUUUGACUUUAAACAAAUGGGUAAGGAGGAUUCCUUAUUUUUCAGAAGUAGGCCCAAAUCCAUUAUAAGGUGAGACCAUCAAGAAAAGCAAUAAAUAGGAUUGGGCCAUUAAACAUUUAUGGAAGUUUCAUUGGACUGUGUAGAUUCUAAAUUGUUCAAUUCAUGCCCCUUGGGGCAGUAUUGGACCACAAUACUGAAUAGGGAAGUUUUUGAUGAAAUGCAUAGGAAAACUCUUUAUACACUAUAAUGAUACCACAAAAAAAUGAGAUGGGAAAGCCUCCAGACUUAAAGUAGAUUUUGAAUCAGUCAAAUUUUGCUCUCCAAAAGUUGGGUUUGUGGUCUUAUUAAGGGAUCAAAAAUUAUAUUGAAACAAUCUUUGAAUAACCUCUGAAGGAUCACUGGUCUAGAAAAGAUAAGACUUCAGUGGAAGCUUCCUGAAGUAGUGUAAAUUCAGCUAGAAUGAAACAAUCUUUUAAAAAUGUGAAGAGGAACAUUAGGCUGAGGUAACUCAGGUGAGCAUUGUAGCCAAGGACCCUAAGAUGCUUGUAAAUACUGGAACAUUUUUCUGUUUCUUAGACAAAGGAAUGUGCAGACCAAGAUUGACAAAUAUUACAUCUAGAGAUGUAACUGUAUAAAUAGGUACACCCUCUUUGUUUAUCUGUCUUUCUGUAAUUCCUUGCUGUAUCUGUAAUCAUGUUAUUUUUCUAUGUGUAGUUUGUGAAGACAUUGUGUUCAUAAUCAUACUGGAUAAAUUCUCUAAUCUGUUAAAUUUUUUUUAAAGAAGCUAAUUUUCAUUCAUUUAUAUUUACUAUCCUAAUUAUGUGAGCUAUGAGAUAAUGUUAUUAUUGUGUAGAUCUGUCACAGUAGAUAUUAAGCCCACUGCCUUUGUUUUCUUCAGUAUGCUUAAUGUAAUGUGUUGUCAUGUUUGUUUUAUUCAUAAUAUGCCCACAUUGAAAUGUAAUAAUAAACAUGUAUGUAUUAAAAGCUAGCUACAUGUAUAUAUACAUAUAAAAUGUUGUUUAAGGUGCUAAUACUGGCAUUGUAACACAUAGUUAUUACACUAGACCAUGUAGUUAUAGUUCUAUCAGAUUAAGGUUGAUGGCCUUUUAGUAAGAGAGAUAACUCUCUCUUGAAUUAAUCACUUUUAAAUUCCUGUAUAAAAUUAUCAAGUUUCAAGGCAAUUUCUGUGAAAUUUUUGCACUACAAAAUAUGCAGAAAUCUUUUCCAGUUUAAUAACAAGUUAGAUUACU
This is a messenger RNA of Saccostrea cuccullata (small rock oyster), 6755 nucleotides long. RefSeq names its product protogenin-like. The record is from RefSeq and is a predicted model, not a curated record. Bases 229 to 4104 code for a protein of 1291 amino acids. The transcript has 21 exons. Lineage: Eukaryota; Metazoa; Mollusca; Bivalvia; Ostreida; Ostreidae. Gene Ontology annotation, biological process: cell-cell adhesion. Gene Ontology annotation, molecular function: protein binding.